Messenger RNA from Lachancea meyersii CBS 8951, 876 nucleotides. The record is from the annotation of a GenBank genome assembly. Lineage: Eukaryota; Fungi; Ascomycota; Saccharomycetes; Saccharomycetales; Saccharomycetaceae.
AUGGCUUUCCAUACCAAGAGCUAUGAAACACUAUACCCAGGACAGUUGAUAUGUCCAACGUUUGAAUUGGGCGAGAAAAAGGAAGAAACACAAGAAAUUAUACGUUACGUUGCAGGCAAUGGUGUUGCUGAGGAAGACUACGAAGUCAAAGGGCACACGAUGAGAGCUCUAACAGCGACCGUGCUCGGAGACGUAAGUUUCGUUGAAGAACAGGCAAAACAGAUACCGACAGAAGCAGAGCAUACGAAGGACGAAAAGGAGAAGGACUUGUUAAAAGAAGAGAAAAAAGAGGAAAUAACGGCAGACUCCAACCCGGAAAGAACAUUUUUUGUUACCGUAACAGACGCCAAGGCUGCUAAAAAAGAUGUAAACGAAGAUUUCGCAAACAACCUUCCCCGUGAGGGUAGCGUUGUUUUGGCCAGAAUUACACGAAUUUCAUCACAGAGAGCCAAUGUUGAAAUUUUGGCGCUCGAAAAUAAAGCCCUGCCAGUGGAUUCCGGCGUUGGAAGUAAUGGUUCGGGUGUAACAGCACCAGGAGGUGGCUCUGCUGCUGCCACGCUAUCGAUAUCUCAGGCCUCGUCCGAUCUUGGAGAGACUUUUAGAGGCAUCAUCAGCGCCCGUGAUGUCAGAGCGACAGACAGAGAUAGAGUGAAAAUCAUGGAGAGCUUCAGACCCGGUGAUAUAGUUAGAGCUCAGGUUAUCUCGCUAGGAGAUGGUUCUAACUACCAUUUGUCCACGGCAAGAAACGAUCUCGGAGUUGUGUUCGCGAGGGCCUUCAACGGUGCUGGAGGCCUCAUGUACGCCAUCGACUGGCAAACUAUGGUGGCGCCUAACACAGGGUUUAUGGAGCCACGCAAAUGUGCCAAGCCAUUCUGA